Molecule: messenger RNA, 4895 nt
Organism: Phasianus colchicus (ring-necked pheasant)
Lineage: Eukaryota; Metazoa; Chordata; Aves; Galliformes; Phasianidae
Source: RefSeq, a predicted model, not a curated record
AAAAACACUUCUUUGAGGAGCAAAGACAUUUACCAAUAUGCUGCUGUAUAAAUCUACUUUGUUGACGCCAAUCAUGAAGCUAAGCACCUGAAUGCCUUCUGGACAUAGCAAACUGGUUUUGUGAAAUCAGUGGAAGUCAGUGGAGGCUUGGCAGCAUGACAGCCCCUCUGAUGUGCCUCAUCAUGCACAGUCAUGCAGCAGUCAUCUCUGGAAUACGUGCAUUGAAAUGACACCUUCCAAGUGGCCAUGUUAUUAAAACUAUGCCCCACUUUCGUUUUGGAAUAUAAUUCCUGGAAUGUAGGGGGAGACAGGGAUACUGUAUAAUACCAAGCAUUCUUUUGCAUGGUGCAUCAUGUUUUAGGGCAAAUGAAAUCGCAAGCUAAUGAAUGCAUAUCAGACUGCUUGCACAGACAACAUUAGUGAAGUAGUCAGACCCUUUGCAUGUCUUAUUUAUUACAUGGAUAGCAAAGUACCCCCCCGCUAUCCUGAAAGCAUAUGCAAAUUACGUUUCACUGAAAGUCAAUCAUCAUUUAUCCAAAUAUUCCCAAGAUGGAAGCCAAACUGAUCAUGGAAGAAAUACAGGGGGAAAAGAGAGAACUGUCAGACAAAUUGUCAGCAGAAGAAACUUUAACUGGGUAACAAGGUUGGUUAUUAGGAAAAAGUUCUCUGAACGAGCAGUCAGGCACUGGAAUAGGCUGCCCAGAGGGAAUGGUGGGGUCACUAUCCCUGGAGGUGUUGAAGAAAUGGGUAUAUGUGGUACUUAGGGACAUAGUUCAGUGAGUAGGACUGCUGGUAGGCGGUCAGUUGGACUGGAUGAUCUCAGAGGUCUUUUCCAACUUUAAUGAUUCUGUGAUUCUAUGAAACCAGCUAACAGUGGUCAAAUACUUAGAGUUUGUCCAGAAUUCAAAAUCUGCAUCCCUAGACACUGCUACCCUCAGCAAUCUAAUCUAAUUUAAUCCUCAGACUGCAUGUCCUCUGGAGGUCCUCUCCAACCUAAAUCAGGUCCCCAGGCUCAAAGCAUGACUCAACACAAUCCCUCCUAUUAAUAUAUUGUAGUACUGUCUAUAAUAUAGGUUCAACCUGAAAGGAAAGACUGCACUCAUAGAAUCUCAGAAUGGUUGGGUUGGAAGGGACCUCAAAGGCCAUCUGGUUCAACCCCUGUGCUGUGGGUAGGGUUGCCAGCCCUUAAAGCAGGCACCAGGUCAGUUGCCCAGGGAAUGGAUGAGUGUUCCCACUUCAGUUGUUGCCAGUAGGAGAGAUGAAGUAUAAUACAACAAAAAUGCAGCCGUAUUUAACAAAAGUGCAAUUUUACCAAAAGAAACAGACACGAUUGAAAGCAGCAUUCAUACAGGAGUGAUAGCUUGCACAUAACUAUGCUUCUCUCAGCAACUUAGGAGUUGGACUCAGUGACCUCUCUGGGUCCCCUCCAACUCAUGCCAUUCUAUGAUUUAAAAACAAACAAACAAACCAACCCCAAAUCAGAAAAUCCUUCAGCCUCUCAACUUUAAACAUUCAUUUCCCGAACGUUAUUCCGAGCAGCUCUCGGGUUUUGCAAGCAGUUACCAGGGCGCCUGCUGCUGAGCCGCGAGCUCGGCUCUCGUCCCACGGGGAGGAGUUCUGCUGCUGCUGCUGUUGCUGGGAUCCGGCGGCACGCAGGACGAGCUGCUCCAGGGCCGCAUCCCCUGGCCGGGCUGCCAUGGGGGAUCGGUCAGACCGAGCCAAGGAAACCCCCCCCGAGAAGACUGCGGGCUAAAAAUGGACAACUCCUUCGUGGAAGAAGUGGCUGCAUCUCUGGUGAGAGAAUUUCUCAGUAGAAAGGGUCUGAAGAAAACCAUCAGCACCAUGGACCGGGAGCUCCCACGUUCUGCACUUAGCAUCAAUAAUAGGAAUGAGCUUCGAAAUGUCCUGCAUUUGCAUUCCCUGUACAAACAGAACAAGGCCAAGGAGAACCCUCUGAAAACACUUCUUGAAAUCAUUACUAAUUAUUUCCUUGAGCACCGUGGGACCUCCAGGAGCACCAGUUCAAGUUCUGCACUGACAGUUUCUCAAAGUAAGAGCUCAACAUCCCAUCCACCUGAUCUCUCAGAUGAAGAACGUGCAUGUGGAAAUGCCAGCCUGCCUCGUGACAGCAAAACUCAAACCUCCAGACACGAUGUUGAGAAUCCACCUGAUAAAAUCCUUCAAUUCAGAAAACAUCAACACAAAAGUGAAAAAUGCCACGCAGAGACAAUAUGCAACAGCCACUUAACCUCUGAUGGGGAUAAGAAGUUAAUGGGUAGUCAAGAGGAUUUAAAAUCAGCAGUGCUUUCUGAAGAGCUGCAAGCCACAGUGAAGGACAAGCAGAGACCCAGGUCUGGUCUCAUUGUCAGAGGCGUGAUGGCUGGACCAGGAGCAAGUUCUCCAGAGGAUCAGCAGAGAAGGAGGUCAAAACGCUCCACCAGCAUCAGUAGCACAGCAGUGCUCAAGGGUGAAAAACACGAAGAAAACGACCUGAGUGCCCCAAAAGUCGAUUCCCAAGAAAAUAAAGGAUGCUCAGCACAAGUAAACCCAGAGAUUGCCUCAAGGACUUUGUCAAGUUCACAUGUGAGUUCAGCUUCCGAAAAACUAAGGACCAUCUCCAAGGAAACGUGUGACUCCUUUAUCAAACUGCUGUCUGAAAGAGGGAGGACCAGGAUGGAGGAAAGAAAAUCAGUGCCAAGCUUUUGUACAGACAGCGGUGAGAAAAGCCUCAAAGUCAGUGCCCUGCACAGACAUUCAGGGACUGGAAGGGAGAAGAGAGAAAGGGCCCUCAAGAAAAGUGAGAGCUGGUUAUCAGGCCACAGGAAGUCUCCAACAUCCACUUGGAAUAAAGAAGACCAGAUGAAAGACACCCUAGAAUUAGUUGACGUUGAGGAUGAAGCAACAACUGGAGAAGUCAGUAGGAACCUGAAUCUUUCGGCACUGCAUAUGCUUCAAGAAGCGUCAAAGGCGAUUGAUAUUUCUCUUGCAAAAGAAUUAAAAAAUCUUCUGUUUGGCUCCAGUCUUUGUUGCUUCAGUGAAGAAUGGAAAAUACAGAGUUUUACAUUUAAUAACAUACCUCAGUUAAAAUAUGGCAUUGUACAAAAAAAGGGUGGCCCAUGUGGAGUACUGGCAGCAGUUCAAGCUUGUGUUCUACAGCAGCUUAUCUUUGGAGACAGUAACAGGAAUAAAGAUGCUCGCUGUCUCCAGCCCUCAGAAGCUCACAGGACCAAAUGCCUCACCAUGGCUAUUGCAGACAUCUUGUGGCGUGCAGGAAGCAAUGAAAAAGCAGUUGUGGCACUGCCGUCAGGAAGACAGCAGUUCACUCCCAUAGGAAAAUAUAAGGCAGAUGGAAUCUUAGAAACUCUAAUCCUGCAUAGUGCCACAAGAUAUGAAGAUCUGAUUGUACUUCUUCAGCAGAAUAUUCACCAGUUUGAAAUUGGUCCCUGUGGGUGCAUCCUUCUGACCGUGUCCGUCAUCUUAUCGAGAUCCAUCAAUCUGGUGCGCAAUGAUUUCGACGUCCUCACGAACCGGCUGAUCGGCAGCCACGGCUACUGCACUCAGGAAUUAGUGAACUUGCUGUUGACUGGCAAAGCUGUGUCCAAUGUUUUCAACGAUGUGAUAGAGCUGAAUUCUGGAAAUGGAAACAUCACCAUUCUGAAAGGCAUCACAAGCCGCAGUGACAUUGGUUUGCUGUCUCUCUUUGAGCACUACGACGUCUGCCAGGUAUGUUUUCCAUUCUUCUGAUUUUAAUCAAAAAGGAAACAAUUAACAACUUCAAAAUUGGCUUGGAAUGAGUACAGAAAUUAAGAAAUUGUGAGCUUGACUCUGCUGCCCACUUAGAUGGUUCCAGUGCAAUUUUCAGAUGCCCCAAGGCAAAGUGUGGUCAACUUCUGGAUGCAGGUCCUGUGUUACACAACCCUCUGUAAAUGGCUUGGGCAAUCUCUGAGCAUCUCAGACGUUCUGUGCCUACGUGUUUUUCUAACUGAUCUCCUGCAGUGGCAGUCAGCUUGCCGGCUAACACAUUUCUCUUUCAGUGUCUGCUGUUCCCCUGAUUGUAUUCACCAAAUCUCUGCUGAUUAUAGAGGAGUUGAGGUGCCCAGCUCACACGUGGGUGCUUAUAUUCUGGUCAUGUAAACAUAACUGUAUGUGGAGCUGAUGCUUACCUUAAGUGUUGGUUUUCCAUUAGUUUGUGUGACUGGGAGCCAGACUGAUUGCAUCAUCUAAUUCAUACUGGAAUGCUGGAGGUUGUCAUACUGUGUUAGAAAUAAUAACAGACAAUGGAUGUAGCUGGCAACAGAACUGGAACGUUCCCUUUAAUAUGUUUUUGAAAUUAAUAUUUUAAUUUCUGUUUAUCGUGAAUUGAGAAAGAUUACAAUUUCAAAGAAGCAGCAGCCAUUAAUUUAUCUCUGGAAAAACUUGCGUGAGGAUUUCUCUGAUUUCUCCAUCAGCAGAUCUUAUCAUCACGAUGGACAUCUUUCCUAAUGACAUAUUCUAUCUAAAACAGACAGUCUUGUGUCUGAUGCUGGGAUUUUCUUUGAAGCCUGUGUUAGAUGCUAGCUGAGAUAACUGUAAUGGUCCCAUCUGGAUUUGCCAUCAGUGCCUCUAUACAAAUUGGAAGGUGAUUAGCAGAGUCUGUUUGUACUUGUCUAAUAUAAAUAUGUGUCUGAAAACAGAGUUACAUUUUCACUGUUUCCCAUAUGGCUGAAAGCAGUUCCGUUUUCGUACUACUGAAAAUUCUAAUUCCUCUUAUUUCUAAUUAAUGCAAUGCUUUACAUCAUUUACAAGGUUAUAAUCAGGCUUAAAUUCAGUAAAUAAAGCGUAUCUCAACAUUUCCAAUUUGGACUAAUUUGGAGCAAACUGGAGUAAAAAUAAAUUAGCUUCAAUGUCUAUUUCAA